AUGAGUGGGAAUAGGAGACACCGGAACGAUGACGGCGAGAGCCGUCAAUCCUCAGAUCUAGAGAACUGUCUAUCGGGCUUGAACGGAUCUCCACGCUAUGAUCGGAUGACGGAUGCCAAAAUCGAAGUCAUUCACAUGAAUUGUGUGAAUACGACUGCUGUGCGGAGGGUUUUCCAGAAGCAUGCGAUGACUCUGGCACAUUCCCUGUGCAGCUACCUUCUGAACUGUCCGUCCGAUGAGACUUCGAGAUCCUACGUCACCGACAUCUUAGCUUAUGUUUCGCGAAUCCUGAUCGAAGAUGAGGUUCCUCAGCUGCAGGCAUAUCUUGAGGUUCUGGCGAAGAACGUCGACAUGCCAGGAGAUCUGUGCAAGAUCUCCAUUCUGAAUGCGAUCACAAAAGUCUCGAAGUAUCUCUGGAAGAAUCAGAUGCUAUCGAUCGGUGCCGAAACGCUGCUCGGAACGCUGUAUCAAAUGCUGGAACAAACCAACAAUCCUGCCGUCCUGAAGCCUAUAAUCGAGGGUUUCUUGUAUUACGCGAAUGACGAAUCCAUUUUCUCACAGUAUUUCAUGGAUGUUUCUGACAUAUUGAUUGGCUGGCAUGUCGAUGGCUCCGCUGGACAAGAUCUUGCAUUGUUCAUGGCCUCCUCGCUGUCGGCCAUGGCUCCAUAUUUUUCAUCGGAUGCGAGUUUCUCGGUCAGUCUCAUAAAGCAGUUCCAAGAGGACAUCGCGUCGUUCCGAGAGAGUAUCCUGAAAGGACACAGUGACGUCAUCGACAAACUUUGUUCCAUAAUAUUGGUGAUGACGAACAUUGCCAUUGCCGUUCAAGAUCAAGUAGAUAUCAAGGUCAAAGCUCCGGAAUUAGUGCAGAACCUCUUGGCCGUCCAAAAGUACUUGGACGAGUCGCCCAAACUAUUGGGAUUCUUGACGGAGGCGAACGUCAUGUGUUCCUCGCUCUUCGUGCUCAUCAAUGAUUGCCCAGAAGAUGUUUGCUCGUUCCUGACACUACAGCUCAAUCACGCGCCCCGUUUCAAAAUCCAGACUCGUUACCUUGAGGGUCUCUUGAGCCUCGUCUCACUUGUGAUCGGCAGUGGAGUUGAGGGCGAAGUUCUUAUGAAACUCAUGCAUUCUCUCUUCUCUCCUCUGGGAGCUUUGUACCAUCUCCGAGCGAAUCGGAACAUCCGAAUCCAGGAGAGAUUCGCUGAGGUGUGUCGAGACCUAUUGGCGUUGAAAGAUGUUGCUCUGGUGCAAGGAGCUUUCGAACACCUCAGGAACGAUCUUCGGAGUUCCAAUGUUUCGACCGCUCUGGCAGCCGUCGAGGCGCUGAAAGGAAUGGCGGAAACGAGAGAUUCAAUAAUACCGAUACUCGCUCUGAGGCCGUCUCUCUUCGAACUCCUCCAUUCGCUGGUUGGGGAUCCGAUGGUUGAGGAACGGGUCAAGCCUGAGAUCCUGAAGCUCCUCCGAACGCAUUCUGCAAGCAGAGGACACUUCAUCAGUACCUCCGAUCUCAUAGGACCGUCGACGUCGAUAUCUGCGAAUUACUUGAGGAUGGUCAUCGAACUCAUGAUCUCAGAGCUGCCUGCCGGAGGUUAUACAACGCUCUACGUCCUUAUGUGGCUGGAGGAUCUGGUGUCGCACACUGCCCUAUCAUCGAGCGAUCAGUUAGCGCAGUCUCCGAUAAUGAGCAAGCUCGUGAAAGCCUUGACCGACUUCAUAAUCAAACAAUGGAAGGAUACAAUGGCGGAGAAAGCGAUGAUUUUGCUCCAUAAAUUAUUGUUCCUCGAUGGAUGGACAUUUAGUGAGGAGGCUCUUAGCGCCGUUAAACAGCUCGGGGUCCUCACAUCCGAAGACAAAGAGGUCGUUGAGGCGAUUUCCCUGACCGGAUCGACCGAAGACCUAAGCCAGAGACACGAAUGGACAGGAGCUCAUUUCGUUGGCUUCAAAAAAUUCAUGACAUACGUCUCGGGCAAAGCAGAGAGAUUAUCCAAUUCACUUCUAUUGCGGCUGUACAUCAAGAGUGAAGGCGACGGAAGUUCGUGUGUGCCUUGCAGCGGCGUUCUCUGGACGUGGCUGGCAUGGCAGAGCGCUCACUAUCUGGUACAUAACAAAUUGAAGAGUUACCUCGGGAAACCCAUCGAGACUCUGGGCUUCGUGGAAGCUGUUCUGAAGAGCACGCUGGAUGAACACCGAGGCAUCAUGAUCUUGAAGUUCGUCGAUUAUCUUGAAAGGUGCAUGUAUCUCGCCUCGGAAGGAACAGUCACGGUCAGCAAUACAUUUUCCAAGGCGUGUCGUCAGUUUUUCCACACGAACAGAAGCGUUUGCCAGGAAUGGCUACAGAGACUGAGAUCGCAUAUAACGAGAUUAGCCCUCAAUCGCUCGCAACCUCAUUUCGCUCUGUGGCAGGUCGAAUCUCUCUUUGAGAACAAGACCAUAUCAUUGAAUCAAGAUCAGUUGAGCUUCUUCGCAUCCCUGUACGUGAGAUCGGCGAUCGAACUGAAGGCUCCGAAUCGCUUGCUGAGUUUCUCGGGUUUCCUCUCGAACACCCAGAAAGUUUCCGAUUCACUCGGACAAUGGCUCAAGGCCAGUGCUCUGCACGCAGGGCAGAAGUUCGAAGUCGCUCUCGGGAGCUACGAGAAACUCAAGCUGAAGGACAACUCGAUUCUCUCCGAAAUACUCAGGGAUCAAAUCAAAGGAUGCCGGAAGAGUCUACAAGUUUGUGAGGAAUUGGUGAAUUGGGAUGAAGUUAAGGUGAAGAACUUCGUUUCCACACAACGCAAGAAGUCCAACCUUAACCUAGCGUUCGAUGCUUUGCGCAAAUUCGAGAAGGUGGAGGACGACGGAGUCCCUCUGAUCGAUAUGGACCCGGAGAGGAGAGCUGCGAUCCGCUUCGACUCCGGCAUGGCCAAUCGACAAUUCAGCAAACUCAUCCAUGCUUUAGAUGGUUGGGAGGCAGCCAUCACAAUAUUAUCGGGCGGUGAAGUCAAAGAUGUGCGCUCCCUGGUUACUCUCGCGAAACUCAUGCAAUCGCCCCCCGACAAGAAGCUCGAGAGUCAAAGUUCUUGGCGAGUGGGGAUGCUGUUGAGGCAAGCGUGCAAACAGCAGCCCGAUUACGCCAAGGCGUACUUCAAGUUCGCCGACUGGUCGUACCGAUGUGGCAAGAAGGACAUUGAGUCUGGAGACACUCAGAUAACCGCCACGGACCAGAAACUAAUAUCGGACAGCCUCUUGCCCCUCGGUCUCCACCAGCUCGUAGCUCCCAUGUGCUCGAUCAUUGGUCGUGUCGAGUUCUGCGAUUCCGGGAGCUGUGGCUGUUCUUCGAAGAAGCAGAAGAUUUCUGACAUGUUGCCUGCGACUCUCCCACCUGCCACCCUUCAGGCUGCUACAGACGAGCUCUACGAUAUCGAGUUGCGCAUCCAGCAGAGGGUUUUCGGCCAUUAUCACACGGCAUUAGAUUCUUAUUUCCAUUUUUUGAAAUUGUCCCCGAUGGGCUCAGACGCGACCCAGGUCGAAGCGACUCUUCGUCUGCUCCGAUUGAUCGUCAAACACGCUCACUCACUGCAAGAUACGCUGGAGAGCAACAUGAGCGGGAACAUUGUCACUGAACCUUGGCACGCAAUCAUCCCGCAAUUGUUCGCACGUCUCAAUCAUCAAGAAGUUUACGUGCGGAAAACGCUCAUCCGAUUGAUUGGCAGAAUUGGGGAAACCUCACUCCAGCUUGUUGCGUAUCCCGCAAUUGUCGGUGACCGCGCCGCUCGAGAAGAUAAAUUGACCAAUAUACGGCGACUCCAGCAGGAAGAGAGUCAAGAACUGAGCCAGAGUGGUGGCGACACUCAGGAGGAUGACGGCGAGGCUAUCGCGGUCGAGGAACUCGACGACACCUCGAAACAAUCCUAUGCCGAAAUUUGCAUGGCACUCAGACAGGAAAACCAUGUCAAAAUGAGCGAGAUAGAGGUAUUCGUUCGUGAGAUGGAGAGGAUCUCCGUUCUUUGGGAGGAAAAGUGCAUCACGGCGCUCACCCAACACUACGCCCAACUCCAGCAGCCUGGGGGUCAUCAAACGUGUUUGGAUCUAUUGAGGAACUUGAAGGCUCUGACCCUGGAUGCUGGCGCCGAAACUCCGCACGAAGAGUGGUUCCAAGAGAGCUUCCGCUCCAGUCUCAUGAAGACCGUUGAAAUAUUCCAGAGCUCGCGGGAUAUCGAUACUCUCAAGAAACAAUAUAAAUCACUGUGCGCGACACUCAACAACAAGAUUCAAGAAGAUAUUCAGUCUCAUCUGAGUAUGGCGGUGAUUUCACCGCGUCUGGCUUCGCUCCGGAACACGGUUUUGCCCAUACCUGGCCAAAGCGGCAAAACCGUUUCGUCUGUAGCGUCCACGGUGCUGGUUCUCCCGACGAAGUCUAAACCGAAGAAGUUCUCGCUCAUAGGCAACGACGGGGUGCGAUACACGUUCCUUUUCAAAGGUCUCGAGGAUUUGCACCUGGACGAACGCAUAAUGCAAUUCAUUUCGAUAUCGAACCGAAUCCUGAGCAAGCGGUUCGGUCAGAACAGCUAUCUUGCACGAAGCUACGCCGUGACUCCGAUGGGGCGACGGUCCGGCUUGAUACAAUGGAUCGAUCAAUGCGUGCCCCUCUUCACGCUCUACAAGCGACAUCAAGUUCUUUCCCAAGGCUACGCGACGCGACCGACCGAAAUGUUCUACAGCAAACUGAUCCCCAAACUCAACAAGACCACGAUCCCCACCGACAAACGCCGGGAGUGGCCGAAGCAAAUCCUCGUGGAAGUCUUGGAGGAACUCACCAAGGAAACCCCUGGCGAUCUCUUGCUCAGAGAGAUUUGGGCAGCUUCGGCGAGUCCGGCUCAGUUUUGGGCUCGACAGAACUCUUUAAUCAAUAGCGUGGCCGUGACCUCGAUGAUUGGUUACAUUAUCGGGCUCGGUGAUCGACAUCUCGACAACAUUUUGCUGGACGUAAAAUCCGGUCAUCUCAUCCACAUUGAUUACAACGUCUGCUUCGAAAGAGGAACUCAACUGCGCGUCGCCGAGCGAGUUCCAUUCCGAUUGACCCCGAUAGUGACCGAGGCACUCGGUCUGAACGGUUUGAAUGGAGGCUUCAAGGUCGCAGCCGAAAACAUUUUACGAACCUUACGGCAGAAUCGCGAGACGCUCCUCACACUCCUCGAAGCCUUCGUCUACGACCCUUUGGUCGACUGGACUGUCGGUGGGCAGGCAAGCAGCAAGCCAAUGACCUCGAUGAAUCUCAGUUCGGCGGUCAAAGCGCUCAUCGGCAAUAUUUCCGAGGAGAGUUUCCUGCAGAGUCUCAUCAAGGUCGAACAGGAGCUGCGGGCUAUCUGGAACGUGGUCACGGCCAAUGUCGUGGGAUGGUGUGAGCAUGCCACGUUACUCCGGGACAAAAUCGAGCUCCUCAACGCCUUGCAGGAUUGCCCGACCGCCCUCGAUGAGGUUAAGAGUGUGCAAGAAAGGUUCCAGCUGCUCCGGAAACUCAUCAGGGGCAAACAGAUUGCCGGCUUGUACCUGACCUCAGAUGAUCCUCUAAUCCAAAUAAUGGCGAAAUUCACCGGCCAGACGAUUUCUCUAUGGCAUCAGUGGCUCACCCAUGUCGUAGCGAAUGUCGACCUCCAGUCGGUGCAACAAACGCUGCAGCGGUUCCAUUCGAAGAGCAUCGUCAACCCUGAGACCAUAAUCGCCGAUCUCGCAUACCUGACCGAACAAUCGCAGAUGUUUAGCGCGGAAUCGUCGACGAACAGUUUGUUCUAUCCGCGUGUCAUCUAUGAAUCAUCGGCUCCAAUCGCAGCGCGUCUCAUCGACAUGCUCGAUUCGUUCAAAAUCGACAUCGUACCUCGUCUGAUCGCUAUUUCGGACUUCGACUACGUCCACUCUCCGCUAGAAUCUCUGGUCGGCGAGGGCAUGGAACUCCUAUCGAGCAUGAUCGCCACAUCGGACUGUGACGAAAUCGCGGAGAAACUCGAGGCGGAAUACGAAGCGCUGAUCGCUCCGGCGGCGAGUCUCGCCUCGCCGCAACAAGCCCUCCUGCUCGAGCUCGAUUCGCUCUUCGGAGAGCUUCGUUUCAUCGAAAAACUGCAACUCAUUCACGGGCUGUUUUCGGUGCUGCAAACGGUGCCGUCCGGAGCGAGUCGUUUGGCGGGAAUAUCCGCAGUGGUCGAAAACCUCGUGCUGCCGAUGCUCGAAGUACAGCCUGAUGCACCAACCGCGGAAAUUCCGCCUUCGAGGAAAGCGAGGGACUCCAAGAUGAUUCACGCUCUGACGGCCAUAAUAAACUCAACGCUGGACGAUCCGAUGCCGGAUAUGCCGUCGAUGAAUUCAGUCAGCGGGGAACUCGCUGAUCCCGACGACAUUGAAUCGAAGCAAACUAUAUGCGAGACAAUCAUCGUCAACAGGGAAGCUAUCCUAGAGGAGAGCAUGUCUGCAUGUACGAUUCUGGCCGAGCCGAGUCACUCCCGAAUCGCCAUGGAAGGGGACCUCACCGACGUAACUCGAGAGCAGCUGAUCGACGAGACCUCGAGGGCCGUUCAGGAGCUGCGGAUACAGACUGAUGUCUUGUGGCAACCUAUCGGCGCGGCGCUCCAAGACGCGGACGUGAAGCUUCAAGGACUUGUGGAAUUGAUAGCAUCCGUUCGCUCAGCCGAGCACACCGAAUUCCUCAUGAGAAAUGCUCAAUGGCCUGAACUGCCCUUCAGCCCGGUCAAGGUUUGCUUCGACACGAUUGGUCAAUUCAACAACACCUGUCAGUGUGCUCUGCGAUCAUUCGCUGAGCAGCAGCCGGAAACUGUCGAUCUGCAAAUGGUGCACGAAGCCUCCGAGCAGAUCGGAAGUGUCUACCACGUAUUCGAGGUUCUUCGAGAACAACUUCAGGAAUGCAGGGUCGUGGAUCUGCUCGAGAGCAAAGGCGAAGACGUGAGAAAUCGUCAGGGAAUGCAGAUAUGGAAGAAGGUCAAAACCAAACUGGACGGUCAGGAUUUCGAGAAGACCAAGAUGAGCGUUGCUUCCCAACUCGAACGAGUUAUCCAAGAAGCAACCAACGUUGGCAAUUUGGCGCUCAUGUACGAAGGCUGGACUCCGUGGGUUUGAGCGAUCAAGCAUCAUCGAGCCUCGACCGCAUCAGACCAACCCAAGGGAACGGGAAGCCUCAACCCGCACAGGAUGAGUUCCUCGAUACCAACAUCCAAUGAUAUGUUCAAUACUUUCGAGUGGACUUGGAAAUCCACGAGAUGUUUUGGACAAGUGUCGCGUAGUUCUUUCAAGCGAUCCACCGGAUUCGAGUCUCGUUUGGAAUCCGACGCUUGAAUCGAGCUGGACACCGAAGUUUCUCAGGAGACGGCUCUCCCACUCCGCAUGUGGGGGGGAUAUGAUUCCUGUGAUAAUCUUGCGUCACGGACUCUUGGAGCAAGCCUCUCCAUGAGGGGAGCACCGUCGCAACGUUGAGCAGCGGUUCGGAGAUCCCACCAUCGACGCACUCAGCAGAUGAAUUCCUCUAUAGUGUGACGUUCGAAAUAUGCCGAGAAGGAGAAACAUGCAAUCAGAGGCAAAAGGUAAAAUAUUCGGGGGAACGCGAAAAAGUUGUGAAAAUUAUCAGAAAAGAAAAGAGUUCCGAUGCUCGAAAAUAUGUGAUCCGUCUGGAAUGAAUCCUCAUGAAAAUUAUUCACUUCAGCGAUCGCGAUUUGGAAAAUAAAUUAUUC
This is a messenger RNA of Galendromus occidentalis (western predatory mite), 7709 nucleotides long. It is a transcript of the gene nonC, whose product is annotated as serine/threonine-protein kinase Smg1. NCBI's taxonomy places the organism in Eukaryota, Metazoa, Arthropoda, Arachnida, Mesostigmata, Phytoseiidae. The record is from RefSeq and is a predicted model, not a curated record. Bases 1 to 7101 code for a protein of 2366 amino acids. Gene Ontology annotation, cellular component: nucleus. Gene Ontology annotation, molecular function: protein serine/threonine kinase activity; protein-containing complex binding; protein binding. The transcript is spliced from 28 exons. Gene Ontology annotation, biological process: phosphorylation; nuclear-transcribed mRNA catabolic process, nonsense-mediated decay.